AUGGUAACUCCCCAAAAAGGACGAAUACUUAUUGAAGACGAAAGAGGAAAUAUUUAUAAUUUACAUAAGGAUAUUAAUUUGAAACACUGGCGAGAAAAUAAUGUGGCUUAUUGUGCUCAUGAUACUCUAAUUGAGGAAGGUUCUACUGGACAAAAACAAUUGGCGAAUAUUAAUCAGGUUUUGGAGCAAAAAAAGCAGGCUCAAAUCUUUCUUUUUGACGAAGCCGAUAAUGCUUUGGACCAAGAUAACCAGGAAAAGUUUCAAGAAAGGAUUAAAGAAUUAGCCAAAAACAAGUUAGUUGUUUAUAUUAAGCAUUAG
This is a messenger RNA of Paraglomus brasilianum, 318 nucleotides long. The record is from the annotation of a GenBank genome assembly. NCBI's taxonomy places the organism in Eukaryota, Fungi, Glomeromycota, Glomeromycetes, Paraglomerales, Paraglomeraceae.